AUGUGGACAGAAGUCGGGAAGCUAAUGCUCUUACACGUGUUACUAUUGGAGCUCCACUCCACCCAAGGGAUUCAUACCGAUACGGAUUGUGAAACGGGUCAGUUUCAAUGCAAGAACGGAAGGUGUGUACCUACUCUCUGGAGAUGUGACGAUGACGACGACUGCUCUGAUAACAGCGAUGAAGAAAACUGUCCGAAGAAGACGUGUGCCACCACAGACUUUGCUUGUAAGAACGGCCAGUGUAUUCCCCAGCGGUGGCGUUGUGACGGCGAGCCGGAGUGUGCAGAUGCAUCAGACGAGGCCGAUGCUACAUGCAGUCGACAGACAUGCCCACCUGAGAAGUUUGACUGUGGGGGUUCAACCAGCAAGUGUGUCUCGUUGUCAUGGAGAUGUGACGGCGAAAGGGACUGCGAGAACGGAGCGGACGAGGACCAGUGUUCCGCAGAUGCCAAUGCCUGCCCCGCCAAGGAGUUCCAGUGCCAUAACAGGAAAUGUGUGGCUCCCAUCUUUGUGUGCGACGGCGACAACGACUGCGGGGAUAUGAGUGAUGAGGAGAAGUGUUCCAUUUCCAGCUGUAGCUCCCACGAGUUCCGCUGUAACGACUCGGAGUGCAUCCCGGCUCUGUGGAGCUGCGAUGGGGACCCUGACUGCGGGGAUAAGUCUGACGAGUCUAUGGAGCGCUGUAGUCGCCGGACAGAGCCCCAGAAGGCCCGGUGCUCGGCGGGGGAGUUCCAGUGUGGAAGUGGAGAGUGUGUCCACCUCAACUGGAAGUGUGACGGAGAAGCCGACUGCAAGGACAAAUCUGACGAGGCUGACUGCGCUCUGCUGACCUGCCGUCCAGAUGAGUUCCAGUGUGGUGAUGGGUCCUGUAUCCAUGGAACCAAGCAGUGCAACAGGGUGCACGACUGUCCUGACUUCAGUGAUGAGGCCGGCUGUAUCAACGUCACUAAGUGUGAUGGCCCCAGGAAGUUCAUGUGCAAGAAUGGACAGUGUAUCGACAGCAGCAAGGUGUGUGAUGCCGUCAAAGACUGCAAGGACUGGUCAGAUGAACCUAUGAAGGAGUGUGGUGUGAAUGAGUGUGCAGACAAAAAUGGAGGCUGCUCUCACAUCUGCAGAGACAGGAGGAUUGGCUAUGCGUGUGACUGUCCCUCUGGAUACCAACUAAUGGACAAGAAGACCUGUGAAGACAUAGAUGAGUGUCAACAGCCUGACUCCUGCAGCCAGAUCUGCAUCAACUACAAAGGAGACUACAAGUGUGAAUGUUAUCAGGGCUAUGAGAUGGACCCCAGCACCAAGACCUGCAAGGCCGUGGGGAAGAGCCCGUACCUGAUGUUCACUAACCGCCAUGAGAUCUGCCGUAUAGACCUGGUAAAGAGAGAAUACAGCCAGGUGGUUCACACUCUGAAGAAUGCUGUAGCCUUGGAUGUGGAUGUCACCACCAACAAGAUGUACUGGUGUGACCUCUACCAGCGCAAGAUCUACAGUGCGUACAUCAACAAGGCCAGUGAUUCGUCGGAGCAGGUGACUCUGAUUGAGACAGCGCUGUCCUCUCCAGAGGGGCUGGCUGUUGACUGGGUCCAUAACAACAUCUACUGGACCGACUCCGGAGAUAAGACCAUCUCCGUCGCCACGGGAGAUGGCAAGAAGAGGAAGGUCCUGAUCGACACUGAGCUGAGCGAACCACGGGCCAUCGCUGUGGACCCCCGACAAGGGUUUAUGUACUGGUCUGACUGGGGGACCCAGGCGAAGAUAGAGAAGGCUGGCAUGAACGGAGUGGACCGCCAAGUACUGGUGUCAGAGAGGAUCGAAUGGCCCAACGGCAUCACUCUGGACCUAUCCAACAGGCGUCUGUACUGGGUGGACUCUAAGCUGCACCUGCUCUCCAGCAUCGACCUGAACGGUGACAACCGCAAAGUGCUGCUCUUUUCCCAGGACCACCUGGGGCACCCCUUCGCUCUCACCGUCUUCGAGGACCGUGUGUACUGGACAGACCUGGAGGAUGAGGCUAUCUACAGCGCUAACAGGCUAACAGGACAUGAUGUGGCUACGCUAGCAGAACACCUCAAUAACCCUCUAGAUGUUGUGGUGUUCCACGAACUACGCCAACCCAAAGCUCCAGACAGCUGUAACAUGGGCAGUCUACCUAAUGGGGGCUGUGAGUACCUGUGUCUCAAAGCCCCCCAGAUCACUGACCACUCCCCCAAGUACACCUGUGCCUGCCCGGACGGCAUGGAGCUGGGACCAGGCAUGAGACGAUGUGCCAUAGGUAAACUGUUUAAAACUUGUCACACCCUUUCCCUUCCCCACUGUGCCGUCACACCCUUUCCCAUCCCCACUGUGCCUCAAACCCAAGACAACCACGUCAGCUCCUACCACAGCCACCACUACUACCACUGCAACUCCUACUACAGCCACCACCCCAGCAACCACAACUACCACUCCAACCACAGGACAACAGCUUCGUGGAGGACCCCUCCCUCCACCUCUGGCCCCCGCUCCACUUCCACACCCCCUCUACUGCCCAACAACAUCCACAGAGAGAACGCUAACCUCUCCCACCGCUCUGGGAAUGACCACUACCUCCUGGGUAACAACAUAACAGUGGCGGUCCUGGGUAUAGUGAUUCCUAUAUUUCCUAUCCUUGCCACAGUGGUCAUCGGCCUGCUCUGCACCGCCGGAUACCUGAUCUGGUGUAACUGGCGCCGGAAGAACACCAAGAGUAUGAACUUCGACAACCCCGUCUACCGUAAGACCACGGAGGACGACGAUGACGAGAUUCACAUCGGUCGUACUGGAGAGUCUAUCGGCCACGUCUACCCCGCUCGCGUGGCGCUCAGUCUGGAGGAUGACGGAUUCCCCUGA
Molecule: messenger RNA, 2862 nt
Organism: Salvelinus namaycush (lake trout)
Lineage: Eukaryota; Metazoa; Chordata; Actinopteri; Salmoniformes; Salmonidae
Product: low-density lipoprotein receptor-related protein 8-like
Exons: 21
Coding region: 1-2862 (953 amino acids)
Molecular function (GO): calcium ion binding; protein binding
Source: RefSeq, a predicted model, not a curated record